AAGCUUAAUCGAGGCAUCAUAAUGAUUCGCCUCCCACCUCUAACUCCGACAUCCACAAACCACUUCGAAUACACUCUCAACCCCUCUUAAAUAGUGGUCAACGUCACGGCAAGUCAUCCCAGUGACUCUGAACCACGUCUAUAUCCCAAAUACCACACGUACAGCUCUAGCCAAGCAUGACAUCAAUAUUACGACAAUGCAGCUCUCUUGCUAGAAUUUCUCAGACCACCAUCCAAUCUGCCGCACGAAAUUCCCUCCGUACAUCAUCGACAGCACCCUUAUUACGGUCGCGGAUAGCUGCACAAAGAGCGCGCACAUUCGUCACCAAGCCGCCAAAGCCAGACAAGGACACGGGGAAGGAUGAGUCGGAGGUGAAGUCGAAAAAUAAAAAUUCGUCAAAACCACCCACCAAGUCCGCUCCCGGGACGGAAAACCUCUACAACGGAAAGACUCCUUUGUCUCCCUCGGAGAAUGGUGCGGAAGCACAGGAGCCACCGCUGGUGGAAGGAUAUGUGAAGUUGACGGAGGAGGAGAUGAAGCAGCUAGAGCAAGUAAUUGCUUCGAUGCAAUUUGGAAAAGGCCAAACUCAAGAAUUAAGGGAAUCUUUGAAGGAGAUAAAUAAGGCAGGAGUGCCAUCUGACUUAAGAGAUUUGUUGAAAGAAGUGAAGGGUAGACCGAUGACUUUGACAGAAGCUGCAAAAUUUACAAGACUGGUGUUGCAGAUGGCGUGGUCCGCUGCAAAGGUCCAAUCACAGGCACAACAGUCACAGGGAACAAAUUUCAAUUCAAACGAGCCAGGAUCUUCUACAAAUGGUAACAAAGGAGACCAGAAGCAGGGUGGCAAGAAAGGCAAUCAGCACGAAAGCUUCAACUUUGGCAACUCGUCGGAUAUCAAACUCGAUACUACAACCUUAUUGAUUGGAUCUUUCGCAACAUACUUUCUAUGGCAGACACUCUUUCCCGGCACCAACAAGAAGGAUAUCACAUUCCAGGAAUUCCGAAAUAACUUCUUUGACAAAGGGUUGGUCAAGAGAUUGACUGUGGUUAACAAGUCGGAGGUCCGGGUUGAUCUUCACACUGAAGCCGCUGCUGCGAUGUAUCCAGACUCUCCUGCCGGUAACCCCAACUUUCAUUACCACUUCUCGAUAGGUUCUGCCGAAGGUUUUGAGCAAAGAAUGGAACAAGCACAAAACGAGCUAGGAAUACCUGUUGCUGAGAGGAUACCAAUUGGUUACGCUAGUGAUGGAGAUACAUGGGCUCUUAUCUACUCUUUCGGCCCUACACUUUUGUUCAUUGGUGCUAUUUUCUACAUGUCAAGGCGAGCUUCGGCAGGUGCUGGAGGCCAGAGUGGCAUUUUUGGAAUGGGAAAAAGUCGAGCAAAGCAAUUCAAUCACGAGACUGAUGUAAAGGUUAAGUUUAAGGAUGUUGCCGGUAUGGAUGAAGCAAAGCUAGAAAUUAUGGAGUUUGUCUCCUUCCUAAAGACACCUGAGCAAUUCCAACGUUUGGGUGCUAAAAUUCCUCGCGGCGCUAUUCUUUCUGGACCACCAGGUACUGGUAAAACUUUGUUGGCAAAGGCAACAGCUGGUGAAUCUCAAGUACCAUUCUUUAGUGUCAGUGGUUCCGAAUUCGUCGAGAUGUUUGUUGGUGUUGGAGCAUCGAGAGUUCGGGAUCUUUUCGCCAUGGCCAGAAAGAGCACUCCUUGUAUUAUCUUCAUUGAUGAAAUCGAUGCUAUUGGAAAGUCUCGUGGAAAAUCCGGUGGAUUUUCUGGAGGUGGAAACGAUGAACGGGAAGCUACACUCAAUCAAAUCUUGACUGAGAUGGACGGUUUCAACACGACUGAGCAAAUUGUUGUUCUUGCUGGUACCAAUAGACCCGACGUACUUGACAAGGCUCUAAUGAGACCCGGUCGUUUUGAUAGACACAUUUCUAUCGACAGGCCGACCAUGGAUGGUAGAAAGCAAAUCUUCAAGGUUCACUUGGGCAAGAUUGUUACCAAUGAGAAUAUUGAGUACUUGACUGGACGAUUGUCAGCCUUGACUCCAGGUUUCUCUGGUGCUGAUAUUGCCAACUGUGUCAAUGAAGCUGCUUUGAUUGCUGCCCGAACACAAGCCAAAUCUGUAGCUAUGUUACACUUUGAACAAGCUAUUGAGCGUGUUAUUGGUGGUCUCGAGAAGAAAUCUCUCGUUUUGUCACCAGAAGAGAAGAAGACAGUUGCCUACCAUGAAGCAGGCCACGCAAUUUGCGGUUGGUACUUCAAGUGGGCUGAUCCACUUCUCAAAGUUUCCAUCAUUCCUCGUGGACAAGGUGCCCUCGGAUACGCACAAUACCUUCCUGCUGGCGACACUUACCUCAUGAAUGUCAACCAACUUAUGGAUCGUAUGGCAAUGACUCUCGGUGGACGUGUAUCAGAAGAACUCCACUUCGAAACCGUCACCAGUGGUGCUAGUGACGAUUUUAACAAGGUUACUCGUAUGGCUACCGCCAUGGUAACUAAAUGGGGCAUGUCUAAGAAACUCGGCCCCCUCCAUUUCGAAACCGAUAGAGAAAAUCAACUCAUGAAACCUUUCGCCGAAUCGACAGCUCAAACUAUUGAUUCAGAAGUUCGACGUAUAGUCGAUGAAGCAUAUGAGAAAUGUAGAAACCUACUGGUGGAGAAGAAGAACGAAGUGGGUAUCAUUGCAGAGGAACUUUUGGCGAAGGAGGUGCUCGGUAGAGAUGAUAUGGUGAGAUUACUGGGACCAAGACCAUUUGAUGAGAAUAAGGAUUUCAUCAAAUACUUCGGUGGAGGAUCGUUAGGAAAGAGUGCGCCACCACCACCGGCGACGGAGAGUACGGAUUUGCCAACUGAGGACUCUACUCCUCUUGCUUAGAGGUCGAUGGAGAAUAGGAUUUGAGAAGGCACUGGGGAGGAGCUUGGAAGAAUGGAGAUUUGUAUAGGAUGGGAUAUCCAUCACGAGAUAUCUUGAAUGAAGGGUAGGGACGGGGAAUGGCAUAUCAAAAUAUGCCAAGGAAUCAAUGAAGAGAAAAGGAAGAAAGAAAGAAAGAAAGAAAGGGCUACGAUUCAGGCAAAAGACCAAACUUCACUCUCCUAUUCUGUUUUGUGAAAUAAAUAGCAUUUGCGGCGAGGGAUUUACUUUAGAUGGACUUGUGACUUGGCUGAAUGGGGCUGAGAUGAAUGAUGAUAUUUGAAUCUGCAUUGUUUUUGGAGGCGGGGGGUGAGAUGAAGUGGAAUGGAAUGGAGUGGAGUGGAGUGGAGCGAAGUAGGUGGAUGCAGAUUUUUUGAGGAGUGGGUGUGUAUGUAUUAUAUUGUGUUAAAAAUGAAAUAUGUAUCAUCUUCAAUCUUUAUUUGUUGUUGUUUUGGUGGUGGUCGUGUAGUGGUGGUGCUUUUUGUGGUUGGGAAUGGGAUG
Botrytis sinoallii is the source of this 3407-nucleotide messenger RNA. RefSeq lists its product as uncharacterized. Gene Ontology annotation, molecular function: ATP binding; zinc ion binding; ATP hydrolysis activity. The record is from RefSeq and is a predicted model, not a curated record. Gene Ontology annotation, cellular component: m-AAA complex; membrane. Gene Ontology annotation, biological process: mitochondrial protein processing; protein-containing complex assembly. The transcript is spliced from 2 exons. NCBI's taxonomy places the organism in Eukaryota, Fungi, Ascomycota, Leotiomycetes, Helotiales, Sclerotiniaceae. Bases 177 to 2870 code for a protein of 897 amino acids.